This is a messenger RNA of Acipenser ruthenus (sterlet), 1446 nucleotides long. Its product is annotated as cytochrome c oxidase subunit 6B1. The coding region runs from base 1021 to 1281 and encodes 86 amino acids. Gene Ontology annotation, cellular component: respiratory chain complex IV; mitochondrion. The record is from RefSeq and is a predicted model, not a curated record. The transcript has 4 exons. Lineage: Eukaryota; Metazoa; Chordata; Actinopteri; Acipenseriformes; Acipenseridae.
CACUGAUAUGUAUUACAUUCCCAGUCACUGUGUUUCUAAAAACCACCUCUUGAAAAUUCAGUGGUGAAGUGGUUGCUCUGGCUUAUUGCAUCUGAUGUAAACUUGGCCAAAAUGUUCUCGCCAUGGGGAUAAUAAUACCACGGUGGUAUUGUCACGGGAACUUUAGCACGCAAUAGCAGCUGAGUGUCAGGCUCACCAAUAAGAACACAGCUGGUGGCCAUCUGAGUCAUGCAUGAGGAAAUAAAUAUUCUAUACACUUAGCAGGGUAUGCCGUUAAAAAAAGUUUGUUAAGGCCGGUCGAAUUCUGUCAUUGUCGGCUGGGUUCAGCUGGUCCACAAUUUCUCAAAACAACCUGUGGUAACAGAUUGUUAAAAAGUUAAUUUACAUACUGCAGACUCCACGUUAUUGCAUCCACAAUAGUGUAUAUUUUGUUUUUGUAGUAACAUUGUUGCACUGUAAGAGCGAUUUUUGUUUUUAUUCAAAUAAAUAAUACAUUUUGUUUUUUUAUUAAAAUAAAUAAAUAAAUAAAUCUGAACAGAACUCUGAAGCAGCAUUAGACAGGCUUGCAAGCACAACUUUAUUUGGGCGGAUUUUCACGGUCUACUCUUAGUCACAAGCGAGUCCUUUUAAUACAUAUUAACCAGCUCUAUAAUACACUGUUUCUUCCUUUUCCGGGUUUCACACAAGCAUUUGUAAGCAUAAUACAUUGGCGCUUUUACAAAACAAUAAAUAAAAUAAUAAUAUGCACAGAUCAAGUCAUUUAAAAAAAACUAUUAAAAUCCCUUUAUAUAUUACUUGGGUCACAAAAUUAUGAUUUAAAUAUACAGCUUCUAUGGAGACCAAGGUGACCUACAUCCGCCAUACUGAAGUAUUGGGUUUGCACGACUUCAAUUUUCCGAUCAAUAUAAAACCCGCGCGAGGUGUCACUAACGCACUAAAUCACGUCAAUUAAGCAUCGUCAAAGUCACAGUGGUCAGGUCUGCACUGGAUUAUAAAGAGCUUCUCUUCUGUCAGUGAAAGAUGUCUCAGGAUAUGAAGGAGAAGCUGGAAAAGUACCGCACGGCUCCCUUUGAUGCCAGGUUCCCCAACCAGAACCAAACCAGGAACUGCUGGCAGAACUACCUGGAUUUUCAUCGCUGCCAGAAGGCUCUGACUGCCAAAGGCACUGAUGUUACCCCAUGUGAUUGGUACCAGAGGGUGUUUAAAUCAUUGUGCCCCGUAUCCUGGGUGUCUAAGUGGGAUGAGCAAAGGGAGAACGGGACAUUCCCUGGAAAAAUCUAACACCAAUUCACUAGAUCUGCAUCCCAAAAAGGCACUUCCAAGACAACGUGGGGUUGGUUAGAUCUUCCCAAGACGUUAUCCAAGCUCUUGUGAAAAAUGUGUUAUGGAUUAAAAAAAUGCACUUUUGAUCUUUAAGGGUUCAAACAAUAAACUUUCAUGAAAUAA